UAUCAACAUGCCGUGUCCAUGAUGGCAUCGUUUUCUCUUAUCAGAUCUCCGACUACAACUCAUACAAAGUCAAUGAUCGCACUCCCCUGUUGAUGCAUCGAAGGCCUGCAGUCUUGGAAAGAUACAAGGUUCGCAACUACAAUUGAACUCAAUUUGACUACAACGUUUUAAAACUGUAGCUGUACUGGACCCAGCUUGAUUAUAGCGAUAUAAGCGCUGAAGCUAUACUCAAGCUACUUGGACCCCGAUUGACUACAACGAUAUAUCAACACCACAACUAUACUUGUCCCAGCUUGACUACGACGCCAUUCAAACCACACUUAUCUAUUAAAGUUGUACCUAUACUGGAGCUAUCUUGACUACAACGACAUCAAAACCCGCAGCCAUGUCCCAAAUCCACCAAACAUCACCCUUCCUACGCCUUCCCCCCGAGAUCCGCCUCGCCAUCAUGGAGCACGUCUUCGAACCACCACCUCGAAACACCGGCUUCAUAACCCCUCACAGCAUCUCCGCCUGCCCACGCAGCAACCUCUCGCACCUAAUCCUCGACACCACCUACUUCCCCUCCACUUCCCUCGCCCUCCUCCUCACCUGCCACCAAUUCUCCCACGACUUCACCCGCCUCGCCUUCACCCACACCCCCUUCACCCUCACCAACCCCUUCACGCCCCUCGCGCCCCAAAUCACCAAAACCCUCCACCCGCACCAAAUCGCCAGCAUCCGGCAUCUCCGCCUCGUCGCCGGCGCCCACCAGUUCCGCGACAUGUGCACCUGGCGGCAACACGCCUUCAACCUGCCCACGCUGCACCUCGCAACCCUAGACAUCGUGUUCCACUCCUCCGGCUACUGGCACUACCCGGCCGAUUUCACCGCCGACGUCGUGCAGCUGCUCCGCCGGCUCGAAGGCGUCGACGCGCUGCGGUUCGUGCGCAACGGCGCGCUCGUGAAGGGCGGGUUCAAGACGUGGUGUAAUCGGGUGGUUGCGCUCGUGCUGAAGGAGGACCAUUGGAAUAGGUACGAUGCGCCUGGUGCGCCGGUGCUGGAGGCGACGUGGUGGACGUGGACGUUCUGGGAUAGGGAGCAGGUUUUUGAGUUGGUUGCAAUGGAGGGGGAGAGGGGGGCGAUGCCGGAGGAGGUGUAUAUGAAGGAGGUUGGGCCGUUGGUGGAGGCGUUGAUGAGGAGUGUGGAGAGUGAGGAGAGGGAGCCGGAUCCGAGGCCUAGGGGGAUGUGGGCGUGA
Aaosphaeria arxii CBS 175.79 is the source of this 1237-nucleotide messenger RNA. RefSeq lists its product as uncharacterized. The record is from RefSeq and is a predicted model, not a curated record. Lineage: Eukaryota; Fungi; Ascomycota; Dothideomycetes; Pleosporales. Bases 386 to 1237 code for a protein of 283 amino acids. The transcript has a single exon.